Molecule: messenger RNA, 2729 nt
Organism: Cajanus cajan (pigeon pea)
Lineage: Eukaryota; Viridiplantae; Streptophyta; Magnoliopsida; Fabales; Fabaceae
Product: Pentatricopeptide repeat (PPR) superfamily protein
Biological process (GO): RNA modification
Molecular function (GO): RNA binding; zinc ion binding; protein binding
Source: RefSeq, a predicted model, not a curated record
UUCCACUCCCAUGUAAAUGUAAUAAGAAGCUAAGCUACAGCAUUGGUUCACCCUAUGGCCUUAGAACCGCUGAUUUCUGCCAUAAAAUCCGUUUGCCAUAAGACCCAUUUGUUCCAAAUCCACGCUCACAUUAUACGCACAAAGCUCAUUCAACACCCCACUGUUUCUCUUCACUUCUUGUCCCGUGUAGCUCUCUCUGGUCCUUUGCAAGAUGCCACCUAUUCCCACCGCUUCUUUCAGCAACUCAGCCACCCUUUGCUUUCCCAUUACAACACCAUGAUCAGGGCCUCUUCCAUCAGUCAUUCACCGCAAAAGGCUCUUUUUUUAUACCGAGACAUGAGAAGACGAGGCAUUGCUGCAGACCCUUUAUCCUCUUCCUUUGCUGUUAAGUCUUGCAUAACGUUUCUGUAUCUUCUUGGAGGGAUUCAGCUUCAUUGCAACAUCUUCAAAGACGGGCACCAAUCUGAUACCCUUUUGCUCACUGCUCUCAUGGACUUGUAUUCACAGUGCCAGAGGGGCCGUGAUGCGUGUAAGGUGUUUGAUGAGAUGUCUCAGAGGGACACUGUUGCUUGGAACGUCAUGAUCUCGUGCUGUAUUCGAAAUAAUAGGACUCGGGAUGCUUUGAGUUUGUUUGAUGUUAUGCAGAGUUCGAGAUAUGAAUGUGAGCCUGAUGAUGUUACUUGUUUGCUUCUUCUUCAGGCUUGCGCUCAUUUGAAUGCCUUGGAAUUUGGUGAACGAAUUCAUGGUUAUAUUGUGGAACGUGGUUAUGGGGGUGCUCUCAAUUUAUCUAAUGCUCUUGUAUCUAUGUAUUCGCGGUGUGGUUGUUUAGAUAAGGCUUAUGAAGUGUUUAAGGGGACAGGCGAUAAGAGUGUGGUUUCAUGGAGUGCAAUGAUCUCUGGUUUGGCGAAGAAUGGAUAUGGGAGAGAAGCUAUUGAAGCUUUUGAAGAGAUGCUGAGAAUUGGCAUUCGGCCUGAUGAUCAGACAUUCACGGGUGUCCUUUCUGCUUGCAGUCAUUCUGGAAUGGUUGAUGAGGGAAUGUCAUUUUUUGACCGUAUGAGCAGAGAGUUUGGAAUAACUCCCAACGUUCAUCACUAUGGCUGCAUGGUUGAUCUUUUGGGCCGUGCUGGCUUGCCUCACAAGGCUUAUCAUCUUAUAAUGUCGAUGGCGGUGAAGCCAGAUUCCACAAUAUGGAGGACCCUGCUUGGGGCUUGCAGAAUUCAUGGCCAUGUUACACUUGGUGAACGAGUAAUUGAACAUUUGAUUGAGUUGAAGGCUCAAGAAGCAGGGGAUUAUGUUUUACUUUUGAAUAUAUAUUCUUCUGCUGGACACUGGGAAAAGGUAGCAGAGGUGAGAAAAUUGAUGAAAGAUAAAGCAAUCCAAACCACACCUGGUUGUAGCACAAUUGAAUUGAAAGGAAUAGUACACGAGUUUGUUGUGGACGACGUUUCACAUUCGAGAAAUCAUGAAAUUUACGAGACACUGGAUGAGAUUAAUAAGCAGCUGAAAAUUGCUGGUUAUGUUGUUGAACUUUCAUCCGAGUUACAUAAGAUGGAUGACAAAGAAAAGGGGUAUGUGCUCUCUCACCACAGUGAAAAGUUGGCCAUUGCUUUUGGGGUUCUUGCUACACCACCUGGCACAACACUGAGAGUGGCCAAUAAUCUCCGUAUAUGUGUUGACUGCCACAAUUUUCUGAAACUUUUUUCUGGGGUUUACAACCGUGAUGUAAUUCUUAGGGACCAUAAUCGGUUUCACCACUUCAGGGGAGGGCACUGUUCAUGUAGCGACUAUUGGUAGGGAUAUCAUGGGAUGGUCAUAGAUGUAUCAUAUCGAGCACCGAGUGUUAGUGAAUGAUUGACAAGGGCUACUACAAACGGAGAAUGGCUAACUUUACGGCUGGUUUAUCGUAAAAUUUUGUUGAAAUUUUGGCUUAAUUGAAUGCUGCCAUACGUAAAACUACUAUGGAGGUUUUAAACUGCAUUUCAACUUUCAAGUGGGUUGGUGAAGGUUAGCUAACCAUUGCUUUUAUUUUAGACUAUUAUUUCAUGGCACCCCAGCAGCACCUUCGCAUAUGUCUGAGGUUCGGUGGAUAGAUUAUUCAAAGUUGAUCCUGCAGAUCACGGUGUCAGGCACCUGCCAAACACCAGUGACCUGAAGCAAAAUGAAACCUGCUAUCCGAGAAUAUUUUUGUUUUUUCUUUCCGAGAGGUUUUGCUUAUAUUGAAGGAGGUCUAUUUUUGGAUUAGUACAAAAAUACAGGAUAAGGAUCAUUUGCCACGAGACAAGGAAGGUUUGUCCCCUAGACAGAAGGGAUUUUUGUUUGAGAUUGGCAUUCCUUAUCUGCCAAUCCGUUAUCAUCUUUCGAGAAACCCUCGAUCAAUCCUCUGAGCGAUAAUCAUUUUUUGUUGUCAAUAUUUUAUAAAAGGAACGGCAAUAAAGUCAAUUUUCUAUGCAUUUGAUUCAGAAAACAGCAUCUGACAAUUUUUCCCCCAUUUUAUGUUCUUAAAUCCUUCUCGUCAUUUUGGCUAUAGGGGCUACGAGAAUAGAGUAAUAAUGUUAUGAGAGUCUAAUUGAUCCUGACCGUAAAAAAUAUUUGAUUAAUAAAGGAUUAUAAAUACAAUUUACAAUCCAUGAGUCGUAUAAUUGAAACACCUCGUCAUGCAGUUAUUUAUAAACUACAGAUUUUUCUAUGCACAGAUCAUUUGCAUCCAUCUACUAAAGGGUACAUUGAUG